Coccomyxa subellipsoidea C-169 is the source of this 543-nucleotide messenger RNA. RefSeq lists its product as hypothetical. NCBI's taxonomy places the organism in Eukaryota, Viridiplantae, Chlorophyta, Trebouxiophyceae, Coccomyxaceae. Gene Ontology annotation, molecular function: DNA-binding transcription factor activity; DNA binding. The annotation marks the transcript as partial. The transcript is spliced from 3 exons. The record is from RefSeq and is a predicted model, not a curated record. Gene Ontology annotation, biological process: regulation of DNA-templated transcription.
CGCCAGAUCUAUCUGGGGGGCUUUGCCACAGAGGAGGAGGCAGCGCAUGCGUACGACCUGGCCGCUCUCGGCUGCAAGGGCUACAACGCUGAGACAAACUUUCCUCUGGCCACCUAUUCUGCCGAGCUGUCCACCGAGCUCAAGGACCUGUCACAGGAUGAGGUGAUCUCUUGGGUUCGCCGCCGCAGCAAUGCAUUUGCGCGAGGCAAGUCCAAGUUCCGGGGAGUGUCCGGGCGCGUGGGCCGCUGGGAGACGCGCAUCGGCUCAUUCGGCGGCAUGAAGAAUGUGUCCUUUGGGAUUCAUGAUGAGGAGGAGAGGGCUGCGCAGAUGUACGAUCGCGCCAUAGUGCUGGAGAAGGGCCGCGCUGCCAAGACUAAUUUCCCCAUCACUGAGUACGACAAAGAGAUCGCUGCCUGCCAGUUAUUCUGCACUCAGAGGUGCGCAUGUCCUGUGGUGCAAUUCUUUUGCAUCCAAGCAGAGGGAAGCACUCUGUUCCUUGGUCAGGGAUUUUAUUUAUACGCUUUAUUUAUAUUGCCAGGCUAA